AUGUUGCUGGAAAUGUCGUCGCGAUCCGAUGCAUCGCCAGAUGUAUUUGACAAGUUAGAAGUCGAAUUCACUGGCGCGACUGGGGCCAAUGUUGCCGGGGCCGGUAUUACGGUGGGUGCAGUCGUGGCGGCAGGUGAUGAAGAAUUCGUAGGGGGUGCAGUCGUUGCUGCAGGGGAUGAAGAAUUCGAAGGGGGUGCAGAGUUAGUGGAGUAUUCGCAGGAGGAGCGGCUUGAGAAGCACCUUGGGCGGCAAUGGCGGCGGCGACGAGAAUUACUGCGAGUACCUUCAUCAGAAUUUAAAGGGAGGGUCAACGAGAAUUUGAUCGGUUGA
Messenger RNA from Plasmopara halstedii, 330 nucleotides. RefSeq lists its product as uncharacterized. NCBI's taxonomy places the organism in Eukaryota, Oomycota, Peronosporomycetes, Peronosporales, Peronosporaceae. The record is from RefSeq and is a predicted model, not a curated record. The transcript has 2 exons. Bases 1 to 330 code for a protein of 109 amino acids.